AUGAAGUUCACCCCCAUCAUCCUGUCGGCCGCUCUUGUCAGCGCUGGCGUGAUCCCCAGCGAAGUCCGUGUCGACGAGAGCAGGCUUGCCCCGCGCUCCGUCACCGGGGACAAGUGUCUUACCCUUGAAUGCGCCAAGAAGGAAUACGUGCCCAUCUGGCGCGGCAAGAUCUGCGAGAAGCCCGGCUGUGAGAAGCCCAAGUGCAAGGAGCCCGAGUGCAAGCCCAAGACAGACGGAUAUGAGGAGUACUACUGGAUCGAGCAUAUCGACAGGAAGCACCGUCACAAGGACAACGGCUACAAGGAUUACUACUACAAGGACCAACACGACUAUCCGCGCAACCAUACCAGGCCUCGUGUGAAUGUGAACAAGGUCAUCACCAAGCGUGACGUCGCUGCGGCCGACGAAGGAGAUGACGAGGUCCUCACCAAGCGCGGCGAGUCGGCUGUCGGCAGACCCUACUUCAAGCCCUACUACGAGGAUGACCCGGACUACGAGUCGCACUUUGAGCCCAAGCCUGCGCCUGUGCCCGCGCACCCUCACCAUCACCAUGGGCCCCCUCCCCCUUGGCGCCAUCAUCACGAAGGACCUCCUCCCCCUUGGCACCGUGGUCAUCACCACGGACAUCACCACGGGCAUCAUCACCAUGAUCAUCCCCGCCAUGGCUGCCACCCUCAUGAUCACCACCAUCACGGUCCUCCUUGCCACCGCCGCGGUCCGGCCCCUGCUCCCACGCCCGCCCCCACGCCAGGCAAGAAGCACGACGACCGCGACGACGUGCAGUGGUACCGCGAAGAGAUCACCCACGACCACGAAGAAGACCGCCAUCAGGGCAAGAACAGCGACAAGUGCAUCCACUGCAAGCCCGUCAUCAAGGCCGUCAACACGACCGACACCAGGGCCGCCGCCAACUCGGCCUUCAACAACCGCAACGGUGGCGCCCGCACGCUUAACAACAAGUCGGGCAACAUUAUCAAGGCCGGCAGCAAGAAGACCGUCGAGGUGGUUCCCACCUUUGUCGAGGAGGAUGUGGCCGAGGAGGACAACGACGACGAGGAGAACGCGGAGUAG
Messenger RNA from Verticillium nonalfalfae, 1071 nucleotides. RefSeq lists its product as uncharacterized. The transcript is spliced from 5 exons. The coding region runs from base 1 to 1071 and encodes 356 amino acids. NCBI's taxonomy places the organism in Eukaryota, Fungi, Ascomycota, Sordariomycetes, Glomerellales, Plectosphaerellaceae. The record is from RefSeq and is a predicted model, not a curated record.